AGGCCCUCCUGGGCUCGCGGGAGCCGCGCCGCCCGCGGCCCGCCGUUCUCGGGGCCCGCGCGGCGCCCCGCCGCGAUGGGCGGCCAGGCCUCGAGCGAGGGCGCGCCCGGCGCGGGCGGCGACGCCGGCGCGGCGCCUGCGCGGCCCGAGGGGAAGAACAAGGUCCAGCUGGCGGUGUCCGUGCUCGGCGGCGUGCCGGGGGCCACGGCCUACCACUCCUCCGUGGUCGUAAACGGGGAGGAGUUCUUCUUCAGCGACGGCGGCGUCAGCAGCUCGUCCGGGCUGGCGAGUCACAAGAACCCGCAGAACCCGGACAGCGUGCCCCAGGUCUUCGACAUGGGGAUGUCGGUGUACACCGGCAGCCAGGUGAGAUCCACGCUGGACAGACACUUCCAGGCUGGCACGUACGACCUCCUCCGGAAGAAUUGCAACUCCUUCUCGGAUGUCGCCCUCUUCUACCUUCUGCACACGCGGCUGGACCCCAAGUACCGGGCGCUGGAGCAGCUCGGCCAGCGGGCCGGGGGCAUGUUCGAGUCCCUGUCGGGUGGCCAGUACAAGGCGAACCCGAAGGCCGCCGACUUCGACAUCGAGAAGCUGAUCAAGGACAUCGACCCGGACAAGAUCUGGGCAACGCCUGGGCAGGCGACGGGCGGCAGCGCGGUGGACUCCGUGGAGGCCAUGCGCGCCGCGCGCCUCGCGCGCCUCGGGGGCGGCGGCGCGCCCGCGCCCGCGG
Messenger RNA from Prorocentrum cordatum, 733 nucleotides. Lineage: Eukaryota; Dinophyceae; Prorocentrales; Prorocentraceae. The record is from the annotation of a GenBank genome assembly.